Molecule: messenger RNA, 900 nt
Organism: Protomyces lactucae-debilis
Lineage: Eukaryota; Fungi; Ascomycota; Taphrinomycetes; Taphrinales; Protomycetaceae
Exons: 1
Coding region: 322-867 (181 amino acids)
Biological process (GO): ribosomal large subunit biogenesis; intracellular mRNA localization
Cellular component (GO): preribosome, large subunit precursor; nucleolus
Molecular function (GO): mRNA binding
Source: RefSeq, a predicted model, not a curated record
AGGAAAUCUGGGGAAGACGCGUUUGACUAGAAGCUUGAGUGGACGUCUGGUGUAAUGGUUUUGCUUUGUUUCACAGCGCCCCUUUUUUGAUAUGGUAUCCUGCAUUCAGCCCGGAUGGAGUGUUCGGUCUCUCUCUCUCGCUCUCUUACUCACCCCGAUCAGCUCUCUACUGUAUGCAUUAAUGAUGUCUUCUGUCCCUCGUACAUAUCUUGCCCCUUCGUGUCUCGCAACUCAAAUUUCAACUUUUGCGACAAAGACACUUGAAAGAAACCAUCUAGCAGCUUCAUCUCAAGGCCUUCCUCUAGCGCAGUCAGCUCCACCAUGGCUCCGCAAGUCAAGGGCAAGAAGCAAACUAACAAUGUCGCCACAGCCACCGGCGGCCUCAGUAAACGCAGACGCAAGCCUAAAACUUAUACAGAAAAACAACUCGGUCUCAAACCUCUCAAUACAGUCGCCAAGCCAGCCGGUGUUGUGAAACGUGGCAAGAUUGGGAAGGUGUUUGCAGAUGAGUCUGCCAUGCAGUUGAUUUUGGCGGAGGUGAAUAAGAAGCAGGAGGGUCAGGUGCGGUCAAAGUUGCAGCGCGUGCAAGAUAUGGAGGCUGUGCGGGAGCGGAAACGCAUAGAGAUGGAGGCGAAGGAACGGUCAAAAGCGGCAUUGCUUGAGAAGCGGAAAGAAGCGCUACGGCAUGGUGGUGGUGAGCGUGUAUCGGCGGCGCAGAAGAAAGAGAAAGAAGGAGAGCGUCGCGUAGGUCCUGCGAUUCCGGCAUCACGCUUAGCAGGUGGACGACAGAGCGGUGCGCGGCCCAUGUCUGCAAAGCAAAAGGGCACGGCCAACAAGAAGGUCGCCUUCGAAAAGGGCGUCAAGUAGAGAAGAGCAUCGAUUUUGAGCACAGCAUUCGUU